GGCAUUUACUAACGUUAAUGUAGACCAUGUUGGGAUGAGAGGCACUCCCCUCGUGUUAUCGAAACCUAAAUAUUUCCUUGUUGAUUUCACUGGAAAAAUUUUGUCAGUUUGGUAAAUGUCGCUUCGCAUUAUCGGUGUUGUUACGGCCGUGAUGUUUGCGAAUUCGUUGCUUGUACGUGAAAAUAUUUGCGUUGGUUGAUUCGGGGAUUCGAUCGGUUGUCCCGUUGUGUGUUGGUUUUUUUUUUUUUGAUAUUGUUAUUAUUCGAAAAUCGCCGUCUGAUUUAUUUUGUGAAAAUGUCGCCGAUAAUAUUUGGUCGCGAUAGUUAUUUAAUGGUAAACCACAACACCGCAGCUAUCAAAGGAGAUAUUAUGAUAAUGAUGAUUGCCUAAGCACUAAGUAGGAUAAUGAAGGAAACGAAAUGUCUCAAUUGACCAUUUUAUUAUUAUUGUCACUGUAUAGUAUGUUGACAAAUGUUAUGAUCAAAUGAUUGAGCUUAUUUUCAAUAAAUAUUUAGAAAAUGGAUAAUGUACAAGACAAGUUUCAACACUCUAUGAACAAUGGUUCAGAAGAUUACUUAAAUGGUCCCAGUAAAAACAACACAUACAAUCACUCGAGGGAUACAACAUUGUCAGACACAUUAGAUUUGGGGCCCUUGCCGCCAAAAUGGGAAAAAGCUUACACAAAAAAUGGAGAAGUUUAUUUUAUUGAUCAUAAUUCAAGUACAUCACAUUGGCUAGAUCCUAGGCUAUCAAAAUUUCAAAAAAAACAGUUGGAAGAUUGUUCAGAUGAUGAAUUGCCAUAUGGUUGGGAGAGGAUUGAUGAUCCUCUUUACGGCACUUACUAUAUAGAUCAUGUCAAUAGACAAACACAAUAUGAGAACCCGGUGCUUCAAGCAAAGAAUGCCAGACAUCACCAUGGGAACCAAUUGCCUAAUGAACAAGAUUGCAUUCCUAGUUAUAAUUUAAAUAAUAUAGAAAAUAUAAACUCUUUAAAACAAGAUUCAGAAUUAAGUAGUAAUUUAUUCACUAAAAAUCCUCAUAAAUUAGUUGGAGAACGACUUCGUUCGACACUCGUUAAAUCAAUCCGAGGUUUAGGUUUUACUAUUGUAGGAGGUGACGAUUCAAAAGAAGAAUUCCUUCAAAUCAAAUCAGUUGUUCCUAAUGGACCCGCAUGGUUAGAAGGGAAAUUGCAAACAGGAGAUGUUCUUGUUUAUGUUAAUGAAAAAUGUGUAUUGGGCUUUACACACCACGAUAUGGUUAGUGUGUUUCAAGCAAUAGCUCCAGGAGAAACAGUUUGUUUGGAAGUAUGUAGAGGUUACCCAUUACCAUUUGAUCCUAAUGACCCAAACACUGAAGUUGUAACAACAGUUGCGGUGGGAAAUACAGAUAGGAGACAACUUGAUGACUUAUCGUAUGUCGAUAGAGAGUUAUAUAUGUUGAAAGUAGACUCUAGAUCACCUGGAAAUGAUUUAUGUAAUCAGUCGGUUAAGUCCAUGCCUGAUUUAUAUGCGUCUGAAGAAAUAAUGAGUGUGGCUAGACCUAGCAGUACUGAUCUUAUUUUAGAAGAACAUCUUCCGACACCUUUAUAUUUGACAAUGUCAAUUGUAAAAGGAGCCAUGGGAUUUGGAUUUACCAUAGCUGAUAGUGCUCAUGGACAGAAAGUCAAGAAAAUUUUGGACAAACAAAGAUGUCAAGAGUUAAUGGAAGGAGACAUUCUCAUUGAUAUUAAUAACAUUUCCGUACAUAAUAUGUCUCACAACAAUGUAGUUCAAGUUUUAAAAGACUGUCAAAUCAACGAAGCUGCCACAAUAACUAUUCAACGUUAUUCUCAAAAUUCACCAGAAAAGUUAAGGGGUAGAAAUAAAAAAGAGGGAGGAGGAAUUAAGAACAUUAUGUAUAGAAGUAAAACGCCUACGUUUGACACGUAUAGUGAUCGAACAAAUGAAGUAAUGUCCAACAGACCAAAGACGCCUGUUAGUGAUAACCGAUCACAAAUUUCAAAUAUUAGGCUUGAACAAAAUGGCACCAACGACACAUAUGCAAUGGCCAACAGUAACUUGCCUCUUGACAACUAUCAUCAUAGAAAUGAUAAUUCUUGGGUUCGUGUUAAUUCACCAUCAACUCAACAAGUUUGCAUUCCUACUAUGAUAUACAACGGAGAAGUAAACCACGGAAAAGGACAUUAUAUUACUUCACAGCCUGUUCAUUACUCUAACCAAUUGUCAAAAUCAAUUCAAAACAUGAGCUAUGAGCAUUAUGAAAUGAAUGCCUCUAAAAAUGAAGUGAGAUAUUUACAAAAUAACAACGAAAUUGAUCAGUUCAAUCAGGAGAAUUUAAAACCAAAUAUCAGUUAUAUUACCCUACAACGACAAGAAUGUGGGUUUGGCUUUCGCAUUGUUGGUGGAAAAGAAGAAGGCUCACAAGUGUCUGUUGGUCAUAUUGUGCCUGGUGGAUCAGCUGAUCUUGACGGACAGAUAAUGACUGGUGAUGAAAUUGUAAGCAUUGAUGGUCAGUCCACCUUAAAUACAUCUCAUGAUUAUGUCAUCAACCUAAUGGGACAGGCUGCUCGUAACGGCAGUGUGACUUUAGGUAUUUACCACCUGAAACCGAACUCAAAGCCAAGUUAUAUUCCUGCACCUAUAAAACGACAUAUUGAUGUUCAAUAUCCAUAUGAUGUAACUUUGACCAAAAAGGACCAGGAGGGUUUCGGAUUUGUUGUCAUAUCAUCAUUAAACAAAGGACCCACAAUUGGACGAAUAAUCGAAGAUAGUCCUGCAUUUAAUAAUGGUCAUAUACAUUUGGGCGAUCAUGUUCUUGCAGUCAAUAAUAUAAAUAUAACAAAUUUAUCCCACGGUGAUAUAGUCAAUAUGAUCAAAGACUCUGGAUCUACGGUUACAUUGACUAUUGGAGCCCCGAAUGAUGAUGCCGCUAGUACUGUGUCUCUACCCAUGUCAAAUAAAGAUCAAGAUUUGGAAGAAGAACAAUAUCAUGCUGUAGAAUUAUCAAGAGGUCCUCAGGGUUUUGGUUUCAGUAUUAGAGGAGGCCGAGAAUUUCAGAACAUGUCAUUGUUUGUACUGCAAAUAGCAGAAAAUGGUCCUGCAGCUCUUGACGGUCGUCUAAGGAUUGGAGAUCAUAUUAUUGAAAUAAAUGGUGUGAAUACCAAAAACAUGACCCAUGCCGAAGCCAUAGAGAUUAUUCAUAGUGGAGGUUCUUGCGUACGGCUUUUAAUACGUCGCGGCACGAGAGUACCUCAGCUACCAUCAUCGGAAAGCAAUGGUUUUUAUGAUACACGGAGUAAUUUAAGACCCCAAUAAAAAAAUCAUUGUAAAACGAUCAUAAUCAUGUUAAAUAUAGUAUUUGUAAAUUACAUUUUGUUUAAAGAAUUUCUGCGCUUGCAAAUAUUUAUUGAUCUGUGAUUAAUUUAGAUUAUAAUGAUAAUGUCUCAUUUUAUGUAUAUGGCAUCAUAGCCUUACUUAAAGAGAUAUACAAGUUUUGUGUGCUCAAAUUCAUUAUAUUGCGAAAAUUUUUAAUUUAAUUUAAUAUGUAUUUUUUGUAUGUAUAUGUUGUUAAUAUAAGUUUAUUUUAUUUGUAUCGUUUUUAUAUUUUGCAAAAUAUUGAUAAUAACUAUCAAAUGCUUACACUAAAAUUAUUAAUUUUUAAUUGAAAGAAAAUGAUUAUUUUAAGAUUUUACUUACUUGAUUAGUGAUCUAUAUGAGCUUGUAAAGUACAAUAUUACAAUUGUAUGAUUUAAUUAUAAUUGUGAUCAUGAUGUAAUUUUAGCACCUUUAAUUUAAUUAUUCAUGAUUUGUUGUAUAACUGCAGUAUUAUUUAACAAAAAAAGAAUCUCAUUUUAUUUCAUUUUAAUUUGAUAAUAUUAUAUUAAUAAAAUUUAGCACAUGCCUGUAGGGCUAAUGUUAAAAAUGCCAUAGGAAUGAAUUCGGAAAAUUCAUUUAAGAUAAUAAUAGUAAAAAUCACUUUGGUGCUAAAUUUUAAAACAUUAUCAGUGUUUAAAUGAAAUGUGCCUAAAAUUUGAACGCCAUAAAGUAUUCAUUGUAAAUUCACAAGCACAGAACUGACUAACGUGUUGUAUAUAACUAUUUUAAGUGUUAUAUUAUAACUAUUUUAUUUUAAUUGUGUUUAAACACUAGCAUUAUUAUUAUUUAACUGAAAUACAUCAAUAAAAAAACAAAUUUUAUUUUUGUGACAUAUCUAGA
Molecule: messenger RNA, 4214 nt
Organism: Adelges cooleyi (spruce gall adelgid)
Lineage: Eukaryota; Metazoa; Arthropoda; Insecta; Hemiptera; Adelgidae
Gene: Magi
Product: membrane-associated guanylate kinase, WW and PDZ domain-containing protein 1
Exons: 15
Coding region: 519-3314 (931 amino acids)
Biological process (GO): signal transduction
Cellular component (GO): cytoplasm
Molecular function (GO): protein binding
Source: RefSeq, a predicted model, not a curated record